Messenger RNA from Asparagus officinalis (garden asparagus), 2535 nucleotides. Its product is annotated as ATP-dependent zinc metalloprotease FTSH 5, mitochondrial-like. The transcript has 7 exons. Gene Ontology annotation, molecular function: metalloendopeptidase activity; ATP hydrolysis activity; ATP binding. The record is from RefSeq and is a predicted model, not a curated record. NCBI's taxonomy places the organism in Eukaryota, Viridiplantae, Streptophyta, Magnoliopsida, Asparagales, Asparagaceae. The coding region runs from base 194 to 2191 and encodes 665 amino acids. Gene Ontology annotation, biological process: proteolysis. Gene Ontology annotation, cellular component: membrane; chloroplast thylakoid.
GCGAAAUAAGACCGAGAGGUCUCCGACCCCAAAACUCGCUGAAAUUCGGGGGGAAAAUCAAUCCCGAUAAUUUUAUCUCUUUAUCCUCUCGUUGAAAGAUCGAUUUAGAAUUUGUUCGAUAUUGUAAAUCAAUCGAUAAAACAUCCAAAAUUCAGCCAAAAAAAAAGUCAAAAGGAGUAAUUUGAAAAAGGUCAUGGCUUUGAGGCGACUCCUCACGCAGAAUUUGAAGCAUCGGUAUCAUAACGCCGGAGGUAAUUUUUCUAGGUUUCAGUCGAGCUAUGUGGGCAGUUUUGCUAGUAAAUUUAGGGAUUCGGGUGGAUGGAAUGAAGCCUCAAUGGUUAAAGAGCUGCAGAGAAGUGAUCCCGAGAGAGCUAUUAGGAUCUUUGAAUCACAGCCGUCAUUGCAUUCGAAUCCCUCAGCGGUUGCUGCAUAUGUCAAAGCAUUGGUUAGGGUUGAUAGGCUGGAAGAGAGCUCAUUGCUCAAGUCGUUGCAACGAGGUGUUUCUAUUUCAUCUAGAGAAGAAGAAGUAGGUGCUUUUUCAGCUUUCAAGAAUGUGGGUCAAGUCACUAAGGAAGGAGUUCUGGGUUCUGCUAGUGCACCAAUUCACGCGAUUGCAGUUCAGACUGGAACAUUUAAGAACUUCUUAUGGGGCACUAUCCGUGCAGCUGCUCUUUGUUUUCUUCUAAUGUCUGGUGCAGGAGCACUCCUUGAGGGCCGGGGAGUUGGUAAAGGCUUAAAUCUAAAUGAAGAGGUUCAGCCAAUACUGGAUAGUAGUACAAAGUUUAGUGAUGUAAAGGGUGUGGAUGAAGCUAAAGCUGAACUGGAGGAAAUAGUUCAUUACCUUCGUGAUCCAAAGCGCUUCACCCGGCUUGGAGGCAAACUCCCUAAAGGUGUGCUUCUUGUGGGUCCCCCUGGCACUGGGAAGACUAUGUUGGCUAGAGCAAUUGCUGGAGAGGCCAGUGUUCCUUUCUUCUCAUGCAGUGGUAGUGAGUUUGAGGAGAUGUUUGUUGGCGUGGGGGCCAGGAGGGUAAGGGAUCUUUUUGCUGCGGCGAAGAAGAGAUCACCAUGUAUAAUUUUCAUCGAUGAGAUUGAUGCUAUCGGCGGGAAACGCAAUGCAAAGGAUCAAAUGUAUAUGAAGAUGACCUUGAAUCAGCUUCUUGUUGAAUUGGAUGGAUUUAAGCAGAAUGAUGGGAUCAUCGUGAUUGCCGCAACAAAUUUCCCUGAAUCGUUGGACAAAGCAUUGAUUCGUCCAGGCCGGUUUGAUCGCCAGGUUGUUGUUCCCAACCCAGAUGUUGAAGGCCGGAGACAGAUAAUGGAAUCACAUAUGUCCAAGGUUGUAAAGGCUGACGAUGUUGAUCUGAUGGUCAUUGCGAGGGGAACCCCAGGAUUCUCAGGUGCAGAGCUCGCAAACUUAAUAAACAUCGCUGCCCUAAAAGCUGCAAUGGAUGGGUCCAAUUCCGUAACCAUGGCAGAUCUCGAGUAUGCCAAGGACAGAAUCAUAAUGGGUAGCGAAAGGAAAUCAGCAGUAAUCUCAGAUGAAUCAAGAAAGCUAACAGCUUUCCAUGAAGGCGGCCAUGCCCUAGUUGCCAUCCACACUGAUGGAGCCUACCCAGUCCACAAAGCCACCAUCGUCCCUCGAGGAAACGCUCUCGGCAUGGUUGUCGAGCUUCCAGAAAAGGACGAGACAAGCAACUCUCGUAAACAAAUGCUUGCUAGGCUUGAUGUUUGUAUGGGAGGUCGAGUUGCAGAGGAACUCAUUUUCGGGGAAAAUGAAGUGACUUCAGGUGCUUCUUCAGAUUUUGAGAACGCGACUUCGGUAGCAAGAGCCAUGGUCACAAAGUACGGGAUGAGUAAGAAUGUUGGGCUUGUUUCGCACGAUUAUGAGGAUGAUGGAAAGAGUAUGAGUAGUAGCACUAGGUUGCUUAUAGAGGAAGAGGUGAAGGAGCUGUUGGAGAGAGCUUAUGGGAAUGCAAAGAAUAUACUGACUACUCACAGUAGGGAGCUUCAUGCACUAGCUGCUGCUCUUUUGGAGCAUGAAACUCUGUCAGGGACUCAGAUCAAUGAGUUGCUGGCUAAAUUGAGUACACAAGAGCAGGUACCCGUAGAAGUUUCAGAGAGUAGUGCACAGAGAUUUGUGGCUGCUGCUGCAGUGAAAGCCAAGGGAGUUGCUCAGCCUGUUGUGGGAUCUUAGCAAUGGUAAUAAAUUUUUAUUGGUGUAUGUUUAGUGUAUAGUUUUGUAUGAGCUUUAAGUGGCUCCACAUAUUUCUCAUAUUGCAUGAGAGAUGAGAAAGAUUUAGCGAACUGUGAUUGAGAUGAUAUAUACCCUCCUGGGGUGAAGCUUGUACUUGGAUGGUCCAUCAUUUCUUAAAGCAAAGUGAGGGUGGAGUCAUUAAUUUACGUUCACAACUAAUUCCUCGUAUGGGAUUGGAAUUGUGCUGUUCCAUGCGGAAUCAGAUGUUUAUAUGUUGUAUUUUAGCUUUUAUCAUUGGUCUUAUACUUGGUCGAAUAUUGUUAGCUCUUAUUCUGGCAUCCAUA